Messenger RNA from Cornus florida, 4141 nucleotides. Its product is annotated as cellulose synthase A catalytic subunit 2 [UDP-forming]-like. The coding region runs from base 485 to 3766 and encodes 1093 amino acids. Gene Ontology annotation, cellular component: plasma membrane; trans-Golgi network. Gene Ontology annotation, molecular function: cellulose synthase (UDP-forming) activity. Gene Ontology annotation, biological process: cellulose biosynthetic process; plant-type primary cell wall biogenesis. NCBI's taxonomy places the organism in Eukaryota, Viridiplantae, Streptophyta, Magnoliopsida, Cornales, Cornaceae. The record is from RefSeq and is a predicted model, not a curated record. The transcript is spliced from 14 exons.
CCCUUCUGCAUUACGCGUAGAAAUUCAACGCCCUCCAUCAUCAUAGACUCUCUCUCUCUAAAAAACUCGUUCUUGUCUUUGUUGAUCUCCCCUCUACCCCAGUCACAUUGAUUCUCUGAAAACCCAUUGAUCCACACCACACCAGUUUAACAGAGACCCAACCCUCUUUCCAAGCUGAGUUUCUCUCAAGGAGGGAAUCAAAUUACCAGAAAAAGGACUCUACUGAUAUAACUACUAUACAUUUUCUCAUAUUAUAUUACGUUACAUAUAUAUCGCUUUUGGUCAUUCUUUUAUGUGGGGUUGGUUCUUCUUGUGAUGGGCUUUUAAGAGUGUUUGCUAAAGAAGAGAAAAGGCUGUGCUUUUCUUCUUCUUGAUGGGUUUCGAGUGAUUCGUGUGAUACUGAGACGUGGGUCUCUCUCUCUUAAUUAUUUUGGAGGGUUUGUUUGUGUCUGUGAGAGUGAGUGAUUAAUUGUAUUGGGGUUUGAUGGAUACCAAAGGACGACUCGUUGCGGGUUCACACAACAGAAAUGAGUUUGUUCUAAUCAAUGCUGAUGAGAUUGGACGAGUUACAUCUGUAAAGGAAUUGAGUGGGCAGAUUUGCCAGAUUUGUGGAGAUGAGAUCGAAAUUACAGCGGAUGGGGAGCCUUUUGUUGCCUGCAACGAAUGCGCAUUCCCUGUUUGCAGACCUUGCUAUGAGUAUGAAAGAAGAGAGGGCAAUCAGGCUUGCCCUCAAUGCAAAACUAGAUACAAGCGCAUCAAAGGGAGUCCCAGAGUUGAAGGUGAUGAAGAAGAGGAUGAAUUUGAUGAUUUGGACAAUGAAUUUGACCAGAGGGAACCUCAACAUAUCAUGGAGGCGGUGCUCACUUCUCGCCUUAAUACUGGCCGUGGCGCCCAAGUCAGUGCUUCCAGGGUUACUACGCCAUCGGAGAUGGAUUCCUCUUCCAUCAGUCCAGAUAUCCCUCUUCUGACCUAUGGCGAAGAGGAUGCUGGCAUUUCUUCCGACAAGCAUGCUCUUAUAAUUCCUCCGUUCAUGGGUUGCGGGAAGCGAGUGCAUCCUGUGCCAUAUCCUGAUUCCUCAAUGUCAUUGCCACCUAGGCCAAUGGAUCCUAAGAAAGACUUAGCAGUAUAUGGGUAUGGUAGUGUUGCAUGGAAGGACCGAAUGGAGGAGUGGAAAAAAAGGCAGGGUGAUAAACUUCAAAUGGUUAAGCACCAAGGAGAAAAUGGUGGUGGGAACAAUGAUGGAGAUGUUUUGGAUGAUCCCGAUUUACCUACGAUGGAUGAAGGCAGGCAGCCGCUUUCGAGGAAGUUACCAAUUCCUUCAAGCAAAAUAAACCCGUACAGAUUGAUCAUUCUUCUCCGACUUGUGAUUCUUGGAUUCUUUUUUCACUAUAGGAUUCUCCAUCCAGUCCAUGAUGCUUAUGGAUUGUGGCUUACAUCAAUUGUUUGUGAAAUAUGGUUUGCUGUAUCAUGGAUCUUCGAUCAGUUUCCUAAAUGGUUCCCAAUUGAGCGAGAAACAUACCUAGAUAGACUAUCACUGAGGUAUGAGAAAGAAGGGAAGUCAUCUGAGUUGGCUAGCAUUGACAUAUUUGUAAGUACAGUUGAUCCUUUGAAAGAGCCUCCACUUAUCACUGCAAACACGGUCCUCUCGAUCCUCGCCGUGGAUUAUCCAGUCGACAAGGUUUCAUGCUAUGUCUCAGAUGAUGGUGCUGCCAUGCUGACUUUUGAAGCCCUCUCUGAGACAUCUGAGUUUGCAAGGAAGUGGGUCCCAUUCUGCAAGAAGUUUAACAUUGAGCCCCGGGCACCAGAAUGGUAUUUUGCUCAGAAGGUUGACUAUCUGAAAGACAAAGUACAUCCGACGUUUGUGAGGGAUCGUCGUUCAAUGAAGAGGGAAUAUGAAGAGUUUAAAGUGCGGAUAAAUGGAUUAGUUGCUAUGGCACAAAAGGUUCCUGAGGAAGGUUGGACAAUGCAGGAUGGGACUCCAUGGCCAGGGAACAAUGUCAGGGAUCAUCCUGGAAUGAUCCAGGUAUUUCUAGGUCAUAAUGGUGUCCGUGACAUUGAAGGAAAUGAAUUACCUCGUCUCAUAUAUGUUUCUCGUGAGAAGAGACUUGGGUUUGAUCACCACAAAAAGGCUGGAGCCAUGAAUGCUCUGGUGCGGGUCUCGGCAGUCAUCUCAAAUGCUCCUUACCUACUCAAUGUUGAUUGUGAUCACUAUAUAAACAAUAGUAAGGCACUUCGGGAAGCUAUGUGCUUCAUGAUGGAUCUCACCUCGGGGAAAAAAAUAUGCUAUGUGCAGUUUCCCCAAAGGUUUGAUGGGAUUGACCGUCAUGAUAGAUACUCAAAUCGCAAUGUUGUAUUCUUUGAUAUCAAUAUGAAAGGACUGGAUGGGAUCCAAGGACCGAUUUAUGUUGGAACUGGAUGUGUCUUCAGGAGGCAAGCACUCUAUGGAUUUGAUGCCCCCAUAAAAAAGAAACCCCCAGGGAAGACAUGCAAUUGUUGGCCUAAGUGGUGCUGCUGCUUUUGUGGGUCUAGAAAUAAAAAUAGGAAAGGGAAGUCAAAGGAGAAAAAGAAGACGACAAAGAGGAGGGAGGCUUCAACACAGAUACAUGCACUUGAAAAUAUUGAGGAAGGUAUCGAAGGAAUAGAUAAUGAAAGGUCAUCUCUCAUGCCCCAGAUAAAGUUUGAGAAAAAAUAUGGGCAGUCGCCAGUUUUCAUUGCUUCAACACUUCUCGAAGAAGGUGGAGUUCCACCGGGAGCAACUUCUGCAUCGCUAUUGAAAGAAGCCAUUCAUGUUAUCAGUUGUGGUUACGAAGAUAAAACGGAAUGGGGGAAAGAGGUCGGAUGGAUAUAUGGUUCUGUUACUGAGGAUAUAUUAACUGGGUUCAAGAUGCACUGCCAUGGCUGGCGAUCAGUGUACUGUAUGCCCAAAAGGCCUGCAUUUAAGGGAUCGGCCCCCAUAAAUCUUUCGGAUCGUCUGCACCAAGUUCUCCGGUGGGCCUUGGGAUCUGUUGAGAUUUUCUUGAGCAGGCACUGUCCAAUAUGGUAUGGAUAUGGGUGUGGUUUGAAACCGCUGGAGCGAUUUUCGUAUAUAAACUCAGUUGUUUAUCCAUUGACAUCCCUUCCUUUGGUUGUUUAUUGUACCCUGCCAGCUGUAUGUCUCCUUACUGGGGAGUUCAUUGUCCCCGAGAUUAGCAACUAUGCCAGUAUAGUCUUCAUGGCCCUCUUCAUAUCAAUUGCUGCAACAAGUGUCUUGGAGAUGCAGUGGGGAGGUGUUGGCAUAGACGACUGGUGGAGAAAUGAACAGUUCUGGGUGAUUGGUGGUGUCUCAUCGCACCUUUUUGCCCUCUUCCAAGGCCUUCUUAAAGUUUUGGCAGGAGUCAACACAGCUUUCACUGUAACGUCCAAAGGAGGAGAUGAUGGGGAGUUUUCCGAGCUGUACCUCUUUAAGUGGACGUCUUUGCUAAUCCCUCCCAUGACUCUGUUGAUUAUAAACAUAAUUGGGGUCAUGGUUGGUGUAUCAGAUGCCAUCAAUAACGGAUACGAAACAUGGGGCCCACUAUUUGGCAAGCUAUUCUUCGCUUUCUGGGUCAUCGUCCAUCUUUAUCCCUUCCUGAAAGGACUAAUGGGGAAACAGGAUAGUGUUCCUACCAUAAUUGUGGUAUGGUCAAUUCUUCUGGCUUCAAUUUUCUCACUUUUAUGGGUUCGAAUCAACCCAUUCUUGUCAAGAGGUGGUAUUGUAUUAGAAGUUUGUGGUCUAGAUUGUGAUUAAGAUACAUAUUAGAAAUUUUUGAUGGUUUGAGUUAUAUGUAGAAAGAUUGUUUGGGAGUUACAGAGGAGGGCUGCAUCUUGAGGUGAAGCUGAAGACUACUUGAAAAUGCUACGAUCAUUGAUAAAAGUCAAUUAGUAUAAAUGAGUUGGAAGGGAAUUCUUGAUUGGUUGUGUAAAUAAAAAAAAGGAGUGGGACUUGACAUAUUGAUAUUUGUUUUGCAAAUUCUCGUUGAUUUUUUUGGUACAUUUGGUUUUUGGGUUUUGUUUGGAAGGGAUGGAAUUUAGAGAAUCUGUCUGUAAUCCCCACAAGACCAAAAAGUUAGUUUUCUUCAGAAUUUAUAUAAUACCACCCUUCUCAAUAAGGGAUAUCAAGCAA